UGCACACAUGAAAAAAGGCAUGUUUCAGGAUGGUGAUUUGAUUCUUAGUGGGAUCUUUGACCUCUAUUACACGCUUUCAGAUACAGAACAGGACUUCACUAAGAAGCCAUAUUAUGAACCUUGCAAAGGAGUCAAGCUGAACAUCCUCCCAUUAAAGUUUAUGUAUGCUAUGGCAUUUGCUGUGGAGGAGAUAAACCGAAACAGUACCCUGCUACAAGGAGUGAAGCUGGGUUACCAUAUGUUGGACACCUGUGGGAAAUAUGCCUGGGCUCUACAGUCAGCUCUGACAGUGGUUGGAGGAGACACACACAGCUGUAACUCAGCCUCCAGUCCUGACUUUACAGAUAAUAGACAAACUGGGAAUAUAACAGGGGGUCGCUCUGUUCCUUUGGUCAUUGGCCCUGCUUCAUCUGCAGUGGGAACUAUACUGUCCAGAGUUUUAGGACCUCUGUCCAUCAGUUACUCAGCAACUUGCCCUUGUCUAAGUGACAGGGUUAAGUUUCCACAUUUUUUCAGAACUAUACCGAGUGAUGUUUACCAGGUGCGAGCCAUUGCACAACUGGUUUUGCGGUUCAAAUGGACUUGGAUUGGAGCAGUGAUAGCAAAUGAUGAUUUGGGUCAUUCUGCAUUACAGAUAUUUCUGGAGGAAACCCAAGGAAAAAGAGUGUGUUUUGAUUUUAUUCAGACUGUCAGUGCAGGAACAUAUAUGAAUGAUGUCAAAAGAGCAGCAAUUACAAUUCAAUCUUCGACUGCAAGAGUGAUCAUGAUUUUCUGUUUUGUGAAGCAACUUUUUAUUGAACUGGCAGAUAAAAAUGUGACUGACAGACAGUUUCUGGCCAGUGAACUUUGGAGCACCAGUAAUAAUCUUCUCCAAACCCCUGCUGUCUCUAAGGUGGCAAGUGGUGUUAUUGGUGUGGCUGUUCGAAGUUCAACAAUACCUGGGUUUGAAAAUUAUGUCAGAGGGUUAAAUCCAUAUAAUCGUCCAAAUGAUAUGUUUAUGAAAGAGUACUGGAAAAAAGAGUUUGGAUGUAGUCCUGAAACUACACAACCACAUCAAUCACGUCUCAAUUCAGACUCCUCUCCCCCACUAAAGUCUUCUCUACCACCCUGCACUGGGACAGAGUCUCUGGAGGAUGUGCAGAGUCGACUUACUGACGUGUCUCAGUUAAGGGUGACAUAUAACGUAUAUCUUGCUGUUUAUGCAGCAGCUCACGCCCUUCACAGCCUUCUCUCCUGCCCAAACAGAGACAGUCCUACAAACAACAGCUCCACCUGCUCCUCUGCAAAACACAUCAAACCCAGAGAGCUAUUGCAGCACUUGAAGACAGUAAAUAUCUCCACACCCCAAGGAGACAUGUUUUCAUUUCAAGGAGCUGAUAUUCCGCCAAAGUAUGAUCUUGUCAACUGGCAAAAAACCCCGGAGGGUUCACUUAAACUUGUAGUAAUUGGUCAUGUGGAUGAGUUUGUGAUUCAACUUAAUGAGUCAGUUAUUCAGUGGAACACAGGAUCCAAUAAGGUUCCUGUCUCAGUGUGCAGUAAGAGCUGUCCCCCAGGUACCCGAAAAGCCAACAGGAAAGGAGAACCUGUUUGCUGCUUUGACUGUAUUCCAUGUAGUGAAGGGGAAAUUAGUAAUAUAACAGAUUCCCUCCACUGUGAGCGUUGUCCAUCUGAGUUUUGGUCCAAUACUGAGCGAACUGUCUGUAUACGUCGUCAGACAGACUUCCUGUCCUUUAAUGAAACACUGGGCAUUACUCUGACUGCAGUAGCUGUGUCUGGUGUCAUAGUGACAACAGCUGUGUUUAUGGUGUUCAGUUACUUUCGCCAGACACCUAUGGUUCGAGCCAACAACUCAGAGCUGAGUUUCCUUCUUCUUCUGUCGCUGAAGCUCUGCUUCCUGUGUUCUCUGGUGUUCAUUGGUCGUCCAUCAGUCUGGUCUUGUCGGUUCCAGCAGGCAGCCUUUGGGAUCAGCUUUGUACUCUGUGUUUCAUGUCUUCUGGUGAAGACCAUGGUGGUUCUGGCAGCUUUCCGCUCAGCUCGUCCCGGUGCUGCAGCUUUGAUGAAGUGGUUUGGUCCAGGUCUACAGAGAGGAAGUGUCUGCCUGUUCACCAGUGUACAGGUGAGAACCAAGAUCAUCAUCUGCAUCAUAUGGUUGUCUCUCAGUCCUCCAGUACCUCACCGUGACUUGGGUAUCCAAGGUUCAAAGGUCACUUUGAAGUGUGCCAUGGCCUCUGUGGUGGGCUUCUCUCUGGUUCUGGGCUACAUCGGUCUGCUGGCCUGCACCUGCCUCCUCUUGGCUUUUCUUGCCAGGAAACUCCCUGACAACUUCAAUGAGGCCAAACUGAUCACUUUCAGCAUGCUGAUAUUUUGUGCUGUUUGGGUGGCCUUUGUCCCUGCUUAUGUUAGCUCUCCUGGGAAAUAUGUGGUUGCUGUUGAAAUUUUUGCAAUCCUGGCCUCUAGUUAUGGUUUAUUGUUCUGUAUCUUUGCCCCAAAAUGUUUCAUUAUAGUUUUGAGGCCUGAGAAAAAUACUAAGAAGUAUCUGAUGGCCAGAUAG
Molecule: messenger RNA, 2551 nt
Organism: Sphaeramia orbicularis (orbiculate cardinalfish)
Lineage: Eukaryota; Metazoa; Chordata; Actinopteri; Kurtiformes; Apogonidae
Product: extracellular calcium-sensing receptor-like
Exons: 12
Coding region: 8-2551 (847 amino acids)
Biological process (GO): G protein-coupled receptor signaling pathway
Cellular component (GO): plasma membrane
Molecular function (GO): G protein-coupled receptor activity
Source: RefSeq, a predicted model, not a curated record